CCCAAAGAUUUGCGCCGCGUUACAACCCUCAAAGUUAUAUCUCUUUCAAACCAAGAGAGAAAAAGAAAUGAAUUUUCUCAUGAGAUUCUGAUUUUCUCGUUGUGGGUUUUGUUCUUACGAGAAAUCUAAAGGAUUCACUUCUGGAAAGUUUUGUUUUUUUUUCCCUGCUCGAGCUAAGAUUAUUCAGGGAAACAUGGAGAUGGAAACUGUUGAGGGAAUCGGUGAAGAGACAAGACCGAGAGCUAGUUCUUCAGAAACUGGGUCAGCUAAACAAAACGACGUCGCCGUCUCAGGUGAGAAAACCCUAAAAGAGAACGGUGUUAGGGUUUCUGAAAACGGAGAGCACAAGGUUGCUGAUGAGUCUGGUGUCAUCGAAGAUUGUGUGAUGAAUGGAGUUUCGUCUUUGCUAAAGCUGAAGCAAGAUGUCAGUGAUAAUAGUGAUGCCAAAGAUGAAGAUGGUGAAGAAGAAGAGCAUGGAUACCAUGUAGGAGAUUUCGUUUGGGGCAAAAUCAAGAAUCAUCCAUGGUGGCCAGGUCAGAUAUACGAUCCAUCAGAAGCUUCAGAUUUGGCGUUGAAGAUAAAGCAAAAGGGGAAGAUGCUUGUUGCGUAUUUUGGAGACGGGACAUUCGCUUGGUGCGGUGCCUCGCAGUUGAAACCGUUUGCAGAGAGUUUCAAAGAGUGUUCUAACGUAAGCAGCUCGAGGGGAAUUGUAACUGCAGUGGAAGAGGCGGUAGAAGAAAUGGGUAGACACAUGGAGCGCUUACUGAUACGCGAUUGCACAGUGGAGCUUGAUAACCGUGUUGUUAAGAAUGCUGGGAUAAAGGAAGGUGUUGCUGUUCGUGAUGUGAGAAGAGAGAUGAUUUCUUCUUUGCUGGUUGGAAAACCUGAAGGGAUUCUUCAAGAUGUUAAAGGGUUUGCAGAGACGGUUAGUUUCAGCGGUUUGCUUGAGCUUGAGAUUGUGAAAAGGAAGGUGUCUGCGUUUUUUCGGUCUAAAAGAGGAUAUGGUUUGACUGAGUUUCCUGAGGCCCAACCAGUCCCGGGACUUGAAGAUAAGAACAAUGAUGAUGAUGAUGAUGAUGAUGAAGACGAGGACUUUGAUGAUGGUGGUGCUAGACGUUCAACCGUAGAGAAAGGAAAAGAAGAAGAAGCGUUGGUCCCUGAAGAGUCGAUUCAAAGACCGUUAGAGAAGUGCUCAGGGUUUCCUGAUCACAGGCUGCAGCACAGGAGGAAGCAGAAGAGUAUUGCUGAGAUAUUGGAGAAUGAGUCUUGUGCUAGGGUGAGAUUUGAGAUAGAACCAGAUGAUGGAAAGGGGAAGUCGAGUAGGAAAAAGGUAAAACGCAGUGAUGAGCUUGUAACCACCACCAAUCCGAGGAGUAGAAGAAUGAAAGAAGUUGCUUCAAUUAAAGAAGAUAUCAAAGGCAAAAGGAAGAGGAAGAAAAGGGACGAGGAAGGGAGUGGAGAGAGAGAAGAGGAUGAAGCAGAUAAUGAUUCAACUCCGUUAGCUUCACUGCGAAAGAGGGCAAAGGUUGAUGAUGCUUCAAGUGCUGGAAAUGGGGAGACCUCCACACAAAAUACAUCAAAGAGAGAGAGGAAGAAGAGCAGCAAGUACUUUUCGCCUGAGUUCUUGUCAGAUUUUUCAUCCAAAGGCAGAAAAAAGACCAAAACCGAACCUGAAUCUUCCAAAGUUCCAAGUCAGAGCCAAGGAGGAGAGCUAAUGGCCAAUGCGAGUAACAGCCUCGUGGUGGUGGAAGAAGAGGAUAAUAACUCUUGUGAAUUAUUACAAUUGGAGAAUGGUGCAGGUCAUCAAGAACUGUCAGAGGAGCUUAGUAACGCUGUCGAUUUUCUGAGAUUGGGAGCUACAACUGAGGAAAUUCGGGAUCUGAUUCGUGUAUCUGCUCUUGGUACAGAAUAUCCGAAAGACAGCAGCUCAAGAGACAUGGUAAGAGAGUUCAUGUCCAUCUACAGAAGCUUCACAUACCAUGAGGGUGUUAACAGCAAGUUUCUAGGGAGUUAUAAUACUGCAGAUACAGACAAGGAAGAAAUGAAUGGGACAGGCAAACCUGAGGAGAUUGAGCAAACUGGAAAAGAAGAGAAUGAGACAACAAAGAAACAGAGAAAACCAAAGACGCCAACAUCUAAGAAGCAAGCUGAUGAAGUAGAAGAAUCCCGCAAAGAGGUGACUGAGACAACAAAGAAAGAGAGAAAACGUAAGAAGCCUGAAUCAGAGAAGAAAGCUCAUGAAGAAGAAGAGUCUACGAAGAAAGAGAGAAAAGCUAAGAAGCCUAAAUCAAGGAAGCAAGGGGAUGAAGAAGAAGAGGCGAGUGGGUCAACGAAGAAAGAUAAAAAAGGUAAGAAGCCCAAGUUUGAGGAAGAGGAAACUCCCAAUGAGUCUGGGAAGAAGGAAAGAGAGGGAAAGACUAAGAAGCAGGAAUUUUCAGGAGCUGAGCUGUUUGUUACAUUUGGUCCUGGUUCAACUCUACCUAAAAAGGAAGCGCUUAUUGAAAUCUAUGGGAAGUUUGGAGCUUUGGAUGAAGAGAGAAGCUAUGUUUUAGACUCCAACUUAUGCGCCCGUGUUGCCUUCUUGAACGUGGACGAUGGAGAGAAAGCCUUCGAGUCUUCACUAGAGAACUCUCCUUUCGCUUCUACUUCCACAGUUAAAUUCAGACUUAAGUAUCCCAAUGAGAGAGCAGGUGAGAAGAAAGGCGAAGCUGAAGCUGCAGAAACAAAAACUGUGGAGAUGGAACACUUGAAGAAUAAGUUUGAGGAGAUGAUAUCAUUGGUGGAUAAAUCUCAAGGAAGAAUGACUGAAGAAGUGAAAGUGAAACUUGAAGAGGAGAUGGUGAAUUUGCUUGAGGAAGUAAGAAAGAUGCCAUUGUCUUAGGAUUAUGUUUUUAUCUUGGUUGAGACGUUUACAUGAGAUUGUGAAUUUGCUGCAAAAAGCAAUGUCUUAGGAUUAUGUCUCUUAUGUUGGUUGAGAAUUUUCAAGAGACCUUUACAGGUUUUUAGGAUAUUUCUCGUCUUCUGCAAAAAAAAAAAAAA
Molecule: messenger RNA, 3039 nt
Organism: Brassica oleracea var. oleracea
Lineage: Eukaryota; Viridiplantae; Streptophyta; Magnoliopsida; Brassicales; Brassicaceae
Exons: 2
Coding region: 194-2881 (895 amino acids)
Source: RefSeq, a predicted model, not a curated record